AUGUCACAGGACGCCAAGCGAACUUGGAAAUGUCCAGAAUGUGUCAGCAGACUACCAAAGUCGGAUAACACAAAUACGCCUUUGCGGGCGCUGUCGUCGUCUGGCACGGCCGGGGGUGGGGCGGACGGAAGUGACACGGACGACCAAAUAAGCAAUGUUACCCUGCGCAAUAAAUCCAAAACAUCAGGGAUUCAGACCAGCGAUGGUGACCUACAUGCACAAAAAUAUGUUACGGAGGCAACCUUAAGAGCCGUGAUAAGACAGGAGCUCGCAAGUACUCUUAAGGCAUCCAUCAGCGAACAUCUCGCUGAUGAGAUCAGCGGUGUCAAGUUGCAGUUGAUUGAAUUUCAGAACUCUUUAACGUUUUUCAACAAAACGUUCGAGGACUUAAGAAAGGAAAAUAGUGAUCUUAGGAAAGCUCAAAGCAACAUCCUUACUGAACUGAAGGUCGUAAAGAGUGAAAAUUCUAGCCUCAAAAAGGACUUGGCGUCCUGUACUUCCCGCAUCAAACAUCUGGAAGAGGAAUGUUCCCGGCAACAGCAAUGGACGCGACUUCAGAAUAUAGAAUUGGUUGGUAUACCGGAAAAUAAAUUGGAGAACACCACUGAUGUAGCCACGAAAAUAUUCAAGCAUAUUGGUGUCAACAUUACCCCUGAUGACAUGGAGUUCGCUCAUCGUGUUCAACCUAGGCGUCCCGCGAGUGCUGGGCGUGGACGCGCUAUUAUAGUCAGACUAAAACAACGUGCAAUUAAAGACCAAAUAAUAGCUGCCGCUCGCAAGCGACGCACUAUCGUGGCCAAGGAUGUUGAGCUCGGGAAGGAUACUGACCUAAUUUAUGUAAAUGAACACCUUACUAGAGAGAAUAAGGGUCUCCUCGCAGCAUGCAAGCUAAAAGCCAAAGAAUCAGGCUUCAAGUAUAUCUGGACAAAAAACUGCAGGAUAUUCGCUCGAAGAAGCGAUUCAACCCCACCGAUAGUGAUAUCUUCGACUGCAGAUUUAGAGAAAAUCGCCUAG
Ostrinia furnacalis (Asian corn borer) is the source of this 1014-nucleotide messenger RNA. RefSeq lists its product as uncharacterized. The coding region runs from base 1 to 1014 and encodes 337 amino acids. NCBI's taxonomy places the organism in Eukaryota, Metazoa, Arthropoda, Insecta, Lepidoptera, Crambidae. The transcript has a single exon. The record is from RefSeq and is a predicted model, not a curated record.